Molecule: messenger RNA, 1260 nt
Organism: Cladophialophora immunda
Lineage: Eukaryota; Fungi; Ascomycota; Eurotiomycetes; Chaetothyriales; Herpotrichiellaceae
Exons: 1
Coding region: 1-1260 (419 amino acids)
Molecular function (GO): O-methyltransferase activity
Source: RefSeq, a predicted model, not a curated record
AUGUCCAGCGGACAAGGUGAAGCCAACAUCACCAAUCUGGGGUGCGAUGUGGCCAACCUGGCCGCUCGAUUCGGCUCACAGAGCGCGGAAAAUAACGGCUCCUCAUAUGUAAAAGACCGUGACAACCUGAUUCGCACCUUGAAGGCAAUGCUCGUCUCAGUUUCGGGGCCAUCUGCCACUUUACUUGAGAUGAUAUUCGUGGCUCGAGUUCGGCUAGCCAUCGUCCGUGCCUUUGUGCAGCUCGAUCUAGCCGCCAAAGUGCCAUACGAUACCCCAAUAUCGAUCACCGAGAUUGCCGCUUCCCUCGAAGUGGACCGCUCGCUCAUGGAGCGUCUACUCAGAUUCAGUGUCUGUGAGGGUCUCUUUCAGGAAGUGCCUCCUGGGUCAGACAAUAUCUCUCACAAUGAGCUUUCUCGGUCUUUGAGGCACCUGGCGCCUCUCCUCAAUCUCGUGUUGUCUCCGUUUAACACCCUCCCGGAUCUGAAAUUGGUGGAAGCCCUGAAGUCCUCCUUAUGCGGAGAGGGCGCGAGGACUCCCGCGGAAGUGGCGUUCGGACAGAAUCCAUGGGAAGUUAUCGCACAUCAGCCCGAGCUCGCCAGCCAGGCCGACCUUCAGAGUGCUAUGUCCAGCCUUUCGAGGGCUUUCAAAGAGGGUCGAGAGGACGAGACACUGGCUCUCUAUCCCUUCGGAGAGCUACGAAAUCUCGUGCUCAUAGACCUCGCAGGCGGUGGAGGUCAGUUCGCGAUCGACCUUGCCCGUCGCAAUCCCCACAUCCACGUCAUGGUGCAAGAUUUAGCGUCAAAUCAAAUCCGAGCCGAGAACCAGAUCCCGGACGAGCUGUUACAGCGGGUAGUCUUUCGUGUUCAGGAUAUCUUUGCUCCACAGCCCGACGACAUAAAUGGACCCGUGGUGUAUUUUAUGCGAUGGGUCCUCCACGACUGGCCGGACCACCAGAGUCAACAGAUCUUACAGCAGCUGCUCCCGGGGCUCAGGCGCGAGGGAAGUCGUCUAUUAGUGGCCGAAUAUGUACUCCCUGACCCUCGGCGACGUGACUCCGAGGGCGCCAUCACGCUCCAAGCCGAGUCUCUCAUUCGAGCCAUGGACCUCACCAUGUAUUCUCUGUUCAAUUCUAAGGAGCGGUCAAUCGCCGAUUUCGAGCUUUUACUUCACCGAGUAGACCAGGGGCUCGACAUAAAGCAGGUUUGGAGUGUUGAUGGGUCGUGUAUGAAGAUCUUGGAGGUCGUUCUGCGAGCGCCAUAG